AUGUCGACAUUCAACGGACUCGUCGCGGAGUUCCCUGACAUACGAAUUGACUUCUUUCGGAGACAUGCAGACCGCCGUCCGCCUCUCGCAUGCUUCCUAAGCCAUAUACACAGUGAUCACUUGGCAGGGCUCGACUCCCUGCGGUCUCCUUUCGUCUACUGCUCCGCAGCCACUCGGGAGAUGCUCCUCCGUCUUGAGCGUUACCCUUGUCGCAUCAAUUACGCCAAAGGUGUUCUCGAGGCACGCGUGCAGACCUACAAGCAUCUGAAGAAUCUGCUCAAGCCGUUGCCCAUGGAGACCCCCACGACGUUGGAGCUGGCGCCGGGUAGUCACAUCCAGGUCACCCUGUUUGACGCAAACCAUUGCCCAGGGGCUGUCAUGUUCCUCAUUGAGGAUUUACAUCACGCCAUUCUCUACACGGGCGACAUCCGGAGCGAGCCAUGGUUCGUGAAUACGAUUGCCAGAAACCCGGCUGUUAUCGAAUACACCUCCGGCAUGAAGACGCUCGAUAAGAUCUAUCUUGAUACCUCUUUUAUCAAGGACAUACCUUUCCAGACCAAGGCCGAGGGUAUCGCAGGAUUACUUCGCAAAGUAGCGCAGUACCCAGACAACACCGUCUUCUACAUCCAAGCAUGGACCUAUGGAUACGAACAGGUCUGGAUAGCUCUGGCCAAAGCUCUCAAGUCCCGAAUCCAUGUCGACGACUACAAGAUGCGCAUCUUCUCAUCGCUCACCGGCAAGACAUCUAGUGAUCGUUUCAGCUCCUCCAUUCAUCUAUGUCCAGAGGCCCCUGCUCUAGCCGGCUACGUGUGUGGUAACACACCCCACCCUGGAUGCCUCACUCGAGAUGAAAAUGUCCGACUUCACAGUUGCGAGAGGGGAAACUUUUGUAACACUGUGAAAAGUUCCAAAGUGGUGUCCAUUCAGCCGGUCAUUGCGCAUCUUCGAAGUGGUGUUGAUAUUGCUGAAGUUGGUGUUGGCGGCGGCGGGGAUGAUUUAGAGCGCGACGCCGAACUCGAUCCUCUAUCAACGGAAGACAUCGCUGCAAUCUCAAAGCUCAUUGAAGAUGCGGACAUCUCUCCAGAGACGAAGCUUCGUCUUUUUGAAUUUCUCGAGACAGGUGCUAAAACCGGGCGCAACCUCUCCCUGGAUCUCGACCUUGCAUCCUUUGGAGAGAAGAAUGAAGCAGCCAUUAUGGACGCAUUUCAAGCAGUUGGUCGAAAGAAACACCUUGAAGAGCAAUCCACACAAAGUUCGGAACCACUAAUAGACGGACCAAGUGGAGAAUUGUCGAGGGUUAUCACGUUUCCGUACUCCCGACACUCGUCCUAUCAAGAGCUAUGCGACCUGGUCCGAAUCUUUCGCCCCAAAGAUGUGUGGCCUUGCACAGUGAACCCUGCCGACUGGCUCAGAAACACCACUAGUAUACGAUACCUCUUUGGCGAUUUCUGCUCUGGCGAUACCUUCGUCCAUGAUAUGGUGAUGGAGAAACUCGCCGAGAGUUUGAGGAUCCUCCAACAACCGCCAUCCCAAGGCUUUGGAGGCAAACAAUUGCCGACAACUGAGGCUCACAUCACGGCGUUGCAUUCUUCGCAUAGUCACGAAAGCAACGCACCCGAACCUUCCGCCGUUGCCAUAGAAGAGACGCUUGUACUGGAACCCGAUACCAACCCCGGUUCCGUCGAGACACGGAUCCCCACACAGGAGCAGCAUGACUUCUCCAGCAGACCAGGAAACUCUCAGGACACUCUGGAGUCUCCGGUUCCGCAUAUUGUACCAACACCACUUGUGUUGACUGCCGAUAUUUCCUACAUUCGGGCGGAUGCAUAUUAUGCCAUGAAGCAAAAUUUCCUCGGCGGGGAGUGGACGCCAAUUGGACUCCUCUCCACGAUUGAUCACCAUACUACUCCAGAUACGGAUCUUGGAAUGGUUUGA
Colletotrichum godetiae is the source of this 1935-nucleotide messenger RNA. RefSeq names its product beta-lactamase-like protein. Lineage: Eukaryota; Fungi; Ascomycota; Sordariomycetes; Glomerellales; Glomerellaceae. Bases 1 to 1935 code for a protein of 644 amino acids. The record is from RefSeq and is a predicted model, not a curated record. The transcript is spliced from 2 exons. Gene Ontology annotation, biological process: interstrand cross-link repair; double-strand break repair via nonhomologous end joining. Gene Ontology annotation, molecular function: 5'-3' DNA exonuclease activity; damaged DNA binding.